UUCGUUCCUGCCAGCACUAAUAAGCGCUGGACAGAGUAGGCUCGGUCUUUAUGGAAGGAGCACGAGGUGCACCAACAGCUGUCGGUAGAGCAAAGCACGCAAUCCUCCAGCCUCCUUCGCUGACGGGAGGAGGCUGAGAUGGAAUCAGCUGUGUCCCAUGGCAGAACGGGGCAGUUUAAUUAACAGCUAUUUGGUUGCUAACCACCUGCCUAGUCUCUCAUGAGUCCGUGCGUCUCCUCACGCGCUUACCCGUCCGUCCUCUACGUCUCCAAUUCUUCGGAAUUCUGCGUGAACGUGUAAAAUCGCUCGUCUGUACAUAAGUCUUAGCGUUCAUGGAAGCAAUCGUGGUCAACAGGCCUUAGUGGCAAGCCCUAGCAAGAUCGCUCUUCGCCUUCGCUACUGUCACCUUCGUUACUGUCGUUUUCGCUCCUUGCCGCAGCGUUCCCCUUCGGCUCCGCGCUUGGAAGUUCUUGCGGAGCCAGCUCUUUGCGGCAGCCAUGGCGGAGGGGCUGUGUUCCGCCGCCAUGCAUCUGCUCGUUCGCGCCGCCCGUAACAGCCGAAUCAAUCCGACGGCCACGACUCCCCCCGCGGUUGCCGCUGCUCUUUCCACGGCCUCUGGCACAACCCCGUUGGCGAUUUCCGCGCGAUUUUUUCGUCGCUACUUCUCGCUACCAGACCCGACGACUUCCCCUUGCUCUGCCGCCCUCCACUCGUGUGCUCGCCUUGCGUCAGCAUCGUCGCUCCCAGCAUCAUCAGCAUCAUCGCUCGCAGCAUCAGCAUCAGCAGCAGCAGCAGAAGCAGCAGCAGCAGCAGCAGCGGCAUCGUCUCUCGGUGCUGCCGCGAAUAAAUUCCUCCCUUCGUUCCAGUCGCUCUCUGCAGCCGCCUCCCCUCUCGCCGCGAAUGCCACAGCAGCAACGGUAACAGCAGCGCGUUGCGCAACAACGGCGGCUGCUGUAGGGUCGAGAGCGGUUGCCGGGCCUCCCUUGGGAUUGUCGAUAAAGACGGCCGCCGGCUCGUUGCCGUCAGGCGCAACGGCUGCAGUGACGGCGGCUGUUGCGGCGAGGGGCACGGCGGCGGUUGCGGCGCGGUUAACGGCGACGGCGGCUGCAGCGGCGCCGCUUGCGCGCUCGGCGGCGGGUCUGCUGCAGGUGGCGCGCUCCGUGCUGUCGCUCAUGGGCGCGGGGCUCACGGCGCUCGCCGCCACGCAGCUGCUUCCGGGCGCCACCGUGCACGCUAGCGAGCGCCCAUCCACCUCUCGCGGCCGGUUGCACGUCCCUUCCGCGGCUUACGCGGCGUCAACGGGCGUUACCGGCGCCGACAAGCGCGCGGAUUGCACCUACCCCGCAGCUCCUUCCGCCGCCGCCGUUUCCGCGUCAUGGUGGUGGCCCAAGGCGACGGCGGACGGGCAGUCGCAGAUGCCGUCGCAGGUCCAGUCGCCGCUGUCGUAUCAUCGCUCGUCGCACGUCUACGACUUCACGCGGAGCCACAGCCACACCUUGAGUCCCAGCGCGAGUCACGGCGUGACUUCCGCCGUGAGUCACGGCCCGAGCCCACCGCAAAGGUCCAGUUUACUGAGCGCGGGCGGAUCGGGCUCUUUUCUUAUCAUGGAGUCAACUCAGAAGGCAUCUGCCUCCGUCUCUCCCCUCUCCUGCCCCUGGGGUCGCCCCUCCCAUCUGACUCGCUCCUCCUCCUCCAUUCCCCCUCUCUCCGCGCCCACCUCCCUUCCGCCGUCUGCCUCCGCCGCUGCUGCUGCGCGCCGAGCGUGCUCCCCGCCCGCCGCCGCGCACUCCGUGCUUCACAGCCCGCCUGCGCCGUUCCCGCGCUCUCCGCCGUUCAUGGCGCAAACAGCGGGGGACUGGCAGCUGUGCACUGCGGCGUCAGAAAUCAUGGCAGAGCCAGGGUCGAAGCAGGCGGGGCAGAGAGAGAGGGAGAGUGGGCGGGAGGGUGAAUGGUUGGAGUCGAGUGAAGCGGGUGGAUGGACGACUGUGGGAGAGGGGAGCGCCGUGGGGCCGGAGGGGAGAGGAGCGGUGGAGUUUGGGAUGGAGAGAGGAGGGGAGGGAGGAAGGGGGGUGGAGGCCGGAGGUGGGUGGGAGUUGGUGGCCGAGGGAGGGACAGACGGAGGGACUGCGGCAGGGAUAGACAGAGGAAUAGAGCGGGCGACGGCUGUGCGGCGGGCAAUUGAGGCGCCAGUGGCCAUGUCUGUUCGCGUGCCAUGCUCUGCCGUUGAGGGUGGACCCCCACUGCAGCUGGAGUCGUGGUGCUGUGAACGCAGUGCGUGCGUGGCAGUGACAGGCGAGAGCCGAGAGAGCAGAGAGCGCCGAGAGGAGAGAGUGCGGCAGAGCAUGUGGCAGAGUGGAAGCCGAGAGAGCGCCAUGGGUGAGAUGCACUCGCAAGAGUCCACUACUCAACCCUCUGCUCGCCCACUGCAGCACAGAUCCUCCUCCUCCUCCUCCUCCCACACGCCCUUCUCGACCUUCUCGACCUUUCUGCCCUGCUCCCCCUCCCCUUCUCCCAGUUCCACCUCCUCUUCCCUCGCCUCCUCCUCCGCUGCGUCUGCCUCCCCCUGCUCCCCAUUGCGCCCCAUGGCUCCUCCCCGUUCCAAGCGCGCCACCGAGGUACUACUUCCGCCCACGUGCUCUUUCCCACAUGUCACUCGCACCACUAGCUCCUCCUGUACACUAUGGCUCGGGGAAGGGAGGCGCACCACCAGCGUGGCCCCACCAUACUCCUCCCCUGCUCCACCUGCAAGUCCCCCUCUCAACUUCUCACAGCCUGCUGCAGCUGCUCCCCCUGCUGCAGCGGCACAGGAGGGGCUCUGGGAGAAGGAGCUGAGUGGGGGAACCGUGGGGCAAGGACUUGGGCAAAUGGCCCAGCAGCAGCAGCAGCAGGGUCAGGAUCAGCAGCGGUUAGAGCAGAUCGAGCGGGUGGAGCAACAGAUGCGUAGUUUCCCGCCUGUACAUAGCCAUGAGUCUGAUCAUUCACAAGAGUACGAGCAUGGGCAUGGGCAUGGGCAUGGUUAUGGGUAUGAUGGGCAGAGGCAUGGGCAUGGAGAUCAGAAUGCAUACGAGCUGCUGGCAUCACCGGCAGAAGCAGCAGCAGUGGCGGAGGCGCUGUGCCACUCGCAGUCGCGGGCCAGGGAGGCAGAGCAGGCAGCAGCACAGGCGGAGUGCCGCCAGCAAUGGCUGGAGCAGCUGCUGUGGCAUGAGUCCACGCGCUCCUACUCCUUCCGCCAGUGGGCGCUCAUGCUACAGCUGCAGGUGGAGAAACACCAGCUGCUUAUGCUGGUAGAUGCUGAGGCGUCCAACCCUGCAGCAGCAGGCAGGGCAUGCAGCAGGGAGACAUGGGGCUCGCCUUGUUUCCAUGGCUGUGCAGCUGAACCAUCUGCUGCUGGAGCAGCCACUGCUGGUGACUCUGUAGAGGAUUUCUUUCUCUCUGGGCGAACCAUCCUCAGCUCACGGCUGCAGCACAAUCACCAGCCAUCUCACCAGCGCCACUAUGAGCAGCAGCAUUACUACCCGGGACACAACCAGCAUCAGCACCAACAUCAGCGGCAGCAGCAGCAGCAGCAGCGGGAUCAGCACCAUCAGCAAGAGCAUCUGGAGCAUGCGCAAACCAGUGCCAGCAAAAAUCAUCCUCCCACUCCACCAUCCCUUCCCUUCUGGCCCUUCCCACUCUUCCCAUCCCUCUCGCCCUCCUCACGCCUCUCCCGCUACCUGCUCCUAGGUGUUGCCUUCACCCUUGGUCUUGGUUUCGCUGGUGCCGCCUUUCUUCUGGGCUGGCGACUGGGCGUGGUGGUUGUCGUGGUAACCGUUCCCAACAAGCACAUGGGUGCAGUAACAAAAACAGCUUCUUGCUCUUGAGCUUCUUAGCAGGGACUUGGACAUGGAUAAUCACUAGACGUUCUUUGUACCUCGCUGCAGUGCUGAUUCCCAAGGGCUUUGUUGUAUCCCAAUGCAAUGUCUUCAUCCAUAGCAUCAAACAACAUUGGUGCCUGCUAUAGCCCCCAUGAUGAAGUGCUGUGCUAAAGAUAUUUUGGAAUGAAGGGUUGUGGGUAUUUUUUUGGCCAACCCUUAAUUUUCAGGGUUGGGUUUUUUUGAACCCUAACCUCUUCAGGGUUGUAUGUCUGUGAACACUUAAAAUUUCAGGGU
Messenger RNA from Closterium sp. NIES-67, 4148 nucleotides. NCBI's taxonomy places the organism in Eukaryota, Viridiplantae, Streptophyta, Zygnematophyceae, Desmidiales, Closteriaceae. The record is from the annotation of a GenBank genome assembly.